UAUGCUCUAAGGCAAGGACAUGGUGAGAGGAGAUACUCACAAGACCGUGGUUGAAAGUGUAUAGUGACUGCAGACAAGUAAUGGCUGACAGUAUCGCGAGUAUUUCGGUGACAUAAUCGCACAGAUUUACGUUAAUUGUCGACCGCGGACGAAUAGAUAUUCUGAGUGUAGAAUUUAAGGAGAUAUGAACGAUAUAGAAUAUCGAGAAAGAAUUAAUUAGUAGUCGUAUUCUCAUAUUAAUUGGCUAACCAGAUAAUUUGGCUGCAGAAAUCUUACACCGAGGAAUGUCCGAGAGUGAACCCGUAGCGUCUCAACAAAAGCAGCAACAUCAGUACCAGCAGCAGCAACAGCAACUAGCCGCCGAAACGAUGACGGGAAUGACUUGGCAGUAUCCACCUCCAACUCAUCCAACUCUCUAUUCGCCCUAUGCAGGGCAAUUAUAUGGCCAAGGGUAUGGAUCUCAAGGUCAGAUGUUUUACUACAACCAAGGAAUGAUGCCGGGUUAUGGUCAGACGUUUAACACGCAACAGGUGCAGCAACAGCAACAACAGCAGCAGCAGACAGCAUCAACUCAAAAUAAUCAAGCAAAGCAACAGUCACAGCAGCCGCCUGUACCUGGAACUCCCGUAUCGCUUGACGAUGACUCUGACCUCCCCCCUCUUCCCCCAGGACCACCACCCCCUUCGCAGUCAUCCCAACAGCCAAAUAACCAUAAUCCACAACUCCAGCAACCACCACCCUUCGUUUACAGCUCUUUCCCUUACAAUGGUUGGAAUGGAAUACAAAACGAUCACUCACAAUUUAAUGGUGGUCAAAUCCGCUUCAAUCUUCAAAACAAGAAAACAGGUCUUGGCUUCAGUCCUUCAGGUAACAGCGGAGCGGCUAAGAAAAAACGUAAGAGGAAUAAGAACCUGGCUGCGCAGUUCAACAAUAGUUUUCCAGGAAACAAUAAUGCAACUGCGACCAGUUUUAUUCCUGGGGCUAAUCUUAAGUCAGAACUACCGCCUUUACCUCCAACUCAGCAUCAACCACCCGUGCCUCCUCCACCUUCAGAAAACCCGCCGGAAAUAGUGACACCUUCAUUAAAUUCCCAAACAGUAGUCACUGCUCAAAAUAUUCCUAGAAAACCGGCUGUAGGUACCACUCCCCCAACUGCUAUGACAACCACGAGUCCUGUUGGUGACUGGCCUGAUAGUCUAAAAAACUACGUUAAUCGUUGCUACGAGAAAUGCAAAACAGGCGUUGACAAGGAUCAAGUUGAAAUUAUACUGAAGGGUAAAAUAACGCGUUCUGCUAACGAUGGUUCCCUGUGGGUUAAGGACUGGGAUAAAGAGCCUCUACCAAGCAUUCACAGCGAGCGCAUGACAAUGACGAUAAAGGCUCAGAACCAGAGUUUGAAGCUGGGAAAUCCUUUGGUGGUUCAUGGACAGGGAGGCCAGCGCAAGACGGGCCUCUCUACCUCUCUUGGGGCCCGUCUUGGUGCACGUCUCUCUGCCGGCUCUCACCGUAGGUCGAGGUCGAGGUCGAGGUCGAGGUCGAGGACGAGGUCGAGGUCGCGUAGCCCUCCUUUUCGAAAGUACAGGCGAAGCACUUCUUCUUCGUCUAAUACAAGCGACCGGGACCACGAGCAUAAGUGUUCGUCGUCAAAGUCGAAAAAAUCGAGCAGAAGUAAGCCGAGUUAUAACAACAAUAACAGCAGCGGCGGUGGUAGCAACAACAGCAGUACCAGCAACAAAAAGAUGAAGAAGGCUAAGCAAAAUAAAUCACAUUUCUAUUCAGAGUUUGGUUUAGCUACAGGAAACGGAGAUGAACUUGGAUCCAAGGAAAAACUUCAACAGCGUGCUGCACGCUUCAGCGAUUCUAUUUCCAGGAACAGCAUAAAUAUCAAGGAUGAUGGUGCUACUGAAUUUGAUUUUACAGGGCUUCACAUCGUCGGUACCUGCAAGGAUCUUGAAAAACCUUAUUUACGCCUCACUUCUGCUCCUGCAGCUUCCGCAGUGCGGCCAGUAAGUGUGCUUCGUUUUUCUCUGGCUCACGUUAAAAAACGUUGGGUAGCUGAGCAGGACUACAGAUACGCUUGCGACCAGCUGAAAUCAAUUCGUCAAGAUUUAACAGUGCAGGGUAUAAGGGAUUCGUUUACAGUUCAUGUUUACGAAACUCACGCUCGUGUCGCCUUAGAGCGAGGUGACCAUGAAGAGUUCAACCAGUGUCAAACGCAGUUAAGAAUGCUGUAUCAGGAUCUUGGUGGUGAAAAUCGUACAGAGUUCGUAGCAUACAGGAUACUUUACUACAUAUUCACGAAAAAUACACAAGACUUGACAACAAUUUUAGCAUCUUUGACAGCCGAAGAUAAAGAAGAUGAAUGCAUAAAACAUGCACUAAAAGUCCGCUCGGCGUGGUGGCUGGGUAACUUCCACGUAUUUUUCAAACUGUACCGUAAAACCCCGCGAAUGGCAGCCUUUCUUAUGGACUGGUUCAUUGCUAGGGAGCGCAAGAAUGCGCUAAAACAUAUGAUAAAAUCCUACCGGCAAAAUUUGGCGGUCGAUUUCAUCGUUGCGGAAUUGGCCUUUGAUUCUUUGGACAAGUUUUAUGAAUUUGUCUCCGAGCUUGGGUUGGCUUACGCCGACCCUGAGCGAAUCCAAGUUGACUGCAAGACUAGUAGUGGUAAUCUAGGUAGCUGGUAGCUGCUGCCCGGAUCCUCUUUUCUUCACGAGGAAACUGCUUUGAAAUCAAAUUGUUUUGAUGUGUACACCUGUCAUGGUGUGAACACAUUGUGUUUUCCUUUACACCUUCAAAAACAAAACACAUAAGUGCGGAUGAGUCGUUGUUAUCGAUCCUCAUCGCACUCCCAACUUCGGAUCAACUAUUGACAGGCUAAAUAGCUUACUAAAGCGAAAUUUAGGAGAAGAAGAAGUCGUUACCGGCGCUACAUGUAUAAUUAUAUCUUCUGACACGGAUCACCAUUUGUUGUACAUAGCUAAUAGAGCAGCAGCAGCCAGAAUCGAGCAGUUCUGUUGCACAAAAAGCUCUGAAUAUAUCAUGAAAUUCAUCGUUGUGAUUUGGAAUCAUUGGCAUGAAGCCAGAAUCGGUUCCAGAUUCGGUGUACAAUUACACCUUCGAAAACAUCAUCCCUCUUUAUUCUCUGGUAUUAAAACUUGGAUACAAUUAUUUUUCGAAAAAUAAUUUCAAGUCGUAUGAUUCUUCACUUGGCUCCCCCUUCUCAAUCCCCCCCCUCCCGUCGGGAAAAACGCUAAAACUAUUCAGAUAGAGUAGUCUCUUAAGACUGGAGGCUCAAGAACUUAUCGGCGUGAUUUCAUACUUCAUUACAUCUUCCUGACGAUCAGCACGGUUCCUUUACAAGCGACAAAGAAAAAAAAUUCUCUUCGCCAUCAGGUUAGGGUGCUUUUUAUCAACGUGCUGCAAAUUCGAGAAAUCCUGAUCUGGACCAAGCAACGGAAACCUCAGGUAUACACAGAAGUUUCCUGCAAUCCUGGCCAAUCCGUAUGCAACGCUUCAAGGAAACUUGUUAAUUUUUUCCAUCGUUUUUAAUCGAGAAUACCUAUUUGUAAACCAUUGAUUAUUGUAUUGCGUCCGUGAUGCAACGAGAGGACGUCUGGCUCGAUGCAUAUCAACGCUUAACGUCCUUGAACGUAUAGUUAGCGCUGUGGCGAAGACUGAAAUAUGAGGCAGCGCCUCUAUUAAGAAUUGAUUUCAAAACUACACAAAAAAAGUUGUAAAAAAUGUAAAAUAAUUUUUCUUUUUUUCCCCAACUUAUACACUAUUCAUUGUUUCCGACAUAUUUAUAUAUGUAUGUAUGUAUGUUAUAUUUGUAUCGAUUGAACGGCAACAUUUUAAAAGAGUUAAUGAAAAGCAAGUGAGAGUAAAAGAGGGUGUGAAAGAUAAUGAUCGAGAGAGAACGCAAGCAUGAAAGCAAAUGAGAGAAGAAAAGCAGAACUUCACCGUGGAUUUAUUGCAUUCACGUGUGUAUAGAAAUUGAUCGUAAAUAACACUUGUGUGCAUCGGGAAAAUGAUGCUCAUGAAACAAUUUCCAAUCACACAUAAAUCAUAUACAUUAAGGUAGUAAAUAUUUGUUGCAUAAAUGACAUGAUUAUGGCAUACAUACCUCAAUGUACAAUACAUUGCCCAUCUGAUAUCGUUUACAUAAUAAAUUAUUUUUACCUCA
This is a messenger RNA of Neodiprion fabricii, 4183 nucleotides long. Its product is annotated as leukocyte receptor cluster member 8 homolog. Gene Ontology annotation, cellular component: nucleus. The transcript is spliced from 6 exons. The record is from RefSeq and is a predicted model, not a curated record. NCBI's taxonomy places the organism in Eukaryota, Metazoa, Arthropoda, Insecta, Hymenoptera, Diprionidae. Bases 285 to 2684 code for a protein of 799 amino acids.